Molecule: messenger RNA, 1301 nt
Organism: Saprolegnia diclina VS20
Lineage: Eukaryota; Oomycota; Saprolegniomycetes; Saprolegniales; Saprolegniaceae
Exons: 4
Coding region: 68-1153 (361 amino acids)
Cellular component (GO): membrane
Molecular function (GO): N-acetylgalactosaminide beta-1,3-galactosyltransferase activity
Source: RefSeq, a predicted model, not a curated record
UUUCACUCUGGCGUGGCCAGCCGGUCUUGUGACAGCGGCAAAGACCGACGAGCGUCGCAACACGACGAUGGCGAUGCACCGGACCUGCUGCAUGCUGCUAGCAUGGAUGGCGCUAGCGCUAGCGCUCACCAAGGAAGAGCUCUGCGCGGUGGACAUUGACUACUCGCAGCGCAUGCUGCGGCUUGUGGAAGUGGCGCCCGAGGCCGCGGCGCCGCGUGUGCUCUGCUUCGUCAAUACAAUCUCGGUGCACCACGACUCGCGCGUCAAGGCCGUUCGCGACACGUGGGGGCAGCGGUGCACGAAGCUGCUCUUCUUUAGCAACGCGACCGACCCGGCGCACGACGACAUUGUCGAGCUCGACGUGCCCGCCGACCACAACCACUUGUGGCAGAAGCACAAGGCGACGCUCGCCUACAUUUGGAAAACGUAUCGGCAUGACUUUGACUGGUUCUACAAGGCCGACGACGACGCUUACGUGGUGUACGAGAACCUGCUGGCGUAUUUGCGCCAGCCGCAGGUCGUCAUGGAGAUGGAUCUCAAGCCGCUGCAGUUUGGCCACCGGUACAGCUUGACAAGCGACCUCAUCGACUACUACAUCGUCAACAAGAAGCUCCUGAACGAGUACAAGAAGCGCACGCACCGCUGGGUCUUCAACUCGGGUGGCCCGGGCUACGCCAUGAACAAGCUCUACGUGCAAAAGGUCGUCGAGUCCAUGCACGACGAGACGUGCCUGUCGGACAAGUACUGCGAGAUGCUGCCGGACGACGCUGCCAUCUCAUUUUGCAUGGUUUUCCACGACACGCAUCCGCCCAACACUCGGGAUUUGUAUGGCCGCGAGCGCUGGCACGCCGACAAGCCCCGCGGCAUCUACUACACGGACCCCAACCAACCCGACUACUGGAUCGUGCAGUACCAUCGCGACAUUGGCGGCCUCCAGUGGAAAGACGACUGCUGCUCGUCCGAAAGCGUCGCGUUCCAUUAUAUCCUGCCCGAGCUCAUGUACCACAUCGAGCGCCAGCUGUACUACUGCCGCAGCAGCGCGCCGGACCUGGAGAGCUUCAACGCUGCGACCGGACUCCACGUCUCGGAGCAGAUCCUUUUGCCAACCGAGCUCGCUGUCGACUAUGGUCCAUUCCCUGUUGACGAUCUUUAAGCGCUCCCACUGUUGAACACAGACAAUAUGUCGUCAGCAAAGUUAGAUUGAGUGUGACGUGGUGCGGACAAGUACGAGGCUGACGUUAGCGUAGAUACUCAUAAGUCUUCAAUGACAAGGUCACUGAAGACGUGAGAAUAACCUCGUA